GCAGGAUCGAACUACAGACCUUCAGUUUACAAGACUGACGCUCUACCACUGAGCUAUGGAGGCCUGCAGCGGUCGUACAAGAAGGCAUUCCAAAAAGCACAAAUGGCUUUGCCGUGCGACCCAGCCGUAGUUCAAUUUCUCUGGUUCGCCGUGCAUCGAACGGAAGCUGCGAAAUGGCAGCUCUCAUCAUUCUUCUGCUUCUUGCGACAGUCUUAGCUCUCGCAGGUCUUUCUCAAUCUACCCCUCUUCUUCCCCGGAUCGAUUCUCAAACCUCCUCCUGCGCGGACCAACAUAGGAGCCAUCCUUUGAUCUGCGAAUUGCAGGAUGCGAAGCUCAGGAUCGCCCGUCUCGAAACCAUUCUUGAGGAAAGCGUUCAAAGCUUGAAUGCUAGAAUCCUCCAUAUUCAGGAACGUGAGAAGCUAAUUGUGGGGAUGGGAGUUAAGAUUCAGCAACUACAGUCUGACCUACUGAGUAUUAAGGAUAACUCGUCUCGUGCUGAUGGAAGAGUUGAUGCACUAGAAAAAGAGGUACAACUUCUUUGGGCUGCUUCAAGAAAGAACAAUUUUGACAUUCAUAUUCUAGAAUCUAAAGUGCAAGAUGCUGAGGAAAGAUUGGAAGAACUUUCUUCUCAAGUUGAAAAGAUGGCUAGCAUUGUGACGGAACGAUGGAUUCAAAUCCGGCAACUUGAACAGGCUCUUCAAAUCACACAGACGAGGACUUUGAAGGCUCAAGAGCUAGCAGGCUCUAAAAGAUGUAUAUUCUUGAAGUUCAUCAACAAACUUUACAGGAAUUACCUUCAAAACUUGUCUGAGAUGUUAGAUCCAUAUUUGCCUGGAAAGGAAUUUGCCAUAAGUUCCUACAUGUCCGAAGCUCUCCAUCGAAUUAAAGUAAUACUGUCAGCAGCUAAAACGUAUCAUCAUCAGUUGCAAGGUUACAUUAAACAGGAAAUGGAAAGAAACGAAUUUACGGCAGCACUUGCCAAUGAGGAAUUGGUAUUUUUUGUGGCUUCUGCUAUAAUUACCUUCCCAAUAAUGAGUGCUUGGAUGCUGCUCUCAUCGCAAUUCGCUUAGCUUGAAAACUGAAAUGUCCUUUUCUGGAGAAGGUGGGUGCCAUCACAUUCCCAUUGAAGAGGCUAAUGCCCAGACUGGAUGCUGGAGGAUGUCUGCCCUCUGUCUCUAACUGUUCACUAUCACUGCUUUGUUCUGUUAUGGUAAAUGUUGACUGUAAUUUCGCUUGUAUGUCCAAGUAUUUUUCAAAUAUAGGUAAUUAUUCUACGAAGAACAAUGUAUCAAUCCUACUCUCACACAUCGCAACUUGUUCGGAAUGCACUGUGGUAUGAAAUCAAAUGACAAAUUUAAUCUAA
Molecule: messenger RNA, 1363 nt
Organism: Malania oleifera
Lineage: Eukaryota; Viridiplantae; Streptophyta; Magnoliopsida; Santalales; Ximeniaceae
Exons: 9
Coding region: 174-1070 (298 amino acids)
Source: RefSeq, a predicted model, not a curated record